This is a messenger RNA of Sphenostylis stenocarpa, 2169 nucleotides long. Lineage: Eukaryota; Viridiplantae; Streptophyta; Magnoliopsida; Fabales; Fabaceae. The record is from the annotation of a GenBank genome assembly.
AUGCAAUGCAUGUACCCCCUUCAAAUUCAAACCUUCCGCAACCUUCUCAAAGCUUGCAUAGCCCAAAGGGACCUCAUAACAGGCAAAAUCCUCCAUGCCCUUUAUAUCAAGUCGCUCAUUCCACCCUCCACCUACCUCUCCAACCACUUCACUUCCCUUUACAUCAAAUGUGGUUCCCUCCACAGUGCCCAAACUUCCUUCCACCUCACCCAACACCCCAAUGUCUUCUCUUACAACACUCUCAUCAAUGCCUAUGCCAAACACUCCCUUAUCCACCUUGCCCACCAGCUGUUUGAGGAAAUUCCCCAACCAGACAUAGUCUCUUACAACACUCUUAUAGCUGCAUAUGCUGAUAGGGGUGAGUGUGGGCCCGCGUUGAGGCUCUUUGAAGAAGUUAGAGAGCUCGGUUUGGGCCUUGACGGGUUCACGCUGUCUGGUGUGAUCACUGCAUGUGGUUAUGAUGUUGGAUUAGUUAGGCAGUUGCAUUGCUUUGUGGUGAUGUGUGGUUAUGAUUGUUAUACUUCGGUGAAUAAUGUGCUGCUCGCGUGUUAUAGUAGGAAGGGGUUUUUGAAUGAGGCGAAGAGGGUGUUUAGGGAGAUGGGAGAGGGUGGGGGCAGGGAUGAGGUUUCGUGGAAUGCAAUGAUUGUAGCAUGCGGGCAGCACCGGGAGGGAUUGGAGGCGGUGGGAUUGUUCGGUGAGAUGGUUAGGAAGGGUUUGAAGGUUGAUAUGUUUACCAUGGCCAGUGUUUUGACUGCAUUUACUUGUGUUAAGGAUUUGCUGGGAGGGAUGCAGUUUCACGGAAUGAUGAUUAAGAGUGGGUUCCAUGGGAAUUCACAUGUUGGGAGUGGUUUGAUUGAUUUGUAUUCUAAGUGUGCUGGUGGCAUGAUGGAAUGUAGGAAGGUGUUUGAGGAGAUUCGUGCACCUGAUUUGGUUCUUUGGAACACGAUGAUUUCUGGAUUUUCACAGUACGAGGACUUGUCUGAAGAUGCUCUUUGGUGUUUCCGGGAGAUGCAGCGCAAUGGUUUCCGUCCGGAUGAUUGUAGUUUCGUGUGUGUGACUAGUGCUUGUUCUAAUUUAUCAUCCCCUUCUGUCGGAAAGCAGGUUCAUGCAUUGGCUAUCAAAUCUGACAUUCCUUAUAAUCGUAUUUCAGUGAAUAAUGCUCUUGUAGCUAUGUAUUCUAAAUGUGGGAAUGUUCAUGAUGCAAGAAGGGUGUUUGAUACCAUGGCAGAACAUAACACAGUGUCAUUGAAUUCAAUGAUUGCAGGCUAUGCACAGCACGGUGUUGAGGCUGAAUCGCUCAGGCUUUUUGAACUGAUGCUGCAGAAAGACAUUUCACCUAACAGCAUAACCUUCAUAUCUGUUCUUUCUGCAUGUGGACACACAGGAAAAGUUGAAGAGGGUCAGAAAUAUUUCAAUAUGAUGAAAGAAAAGUUUGGGAUUGAGCCAGAAGCAGAACAUUUUUCGUGCAUGAUAGAUCUUUUGGGUCGGGCUGGUAAGCUCAAGGAGGCUGAGAGGAUUAUUGAAACAAUGCCAUUUAAUCCUGGUUCUAUUGAAUGGGCUACUUUGCUUGGUGCAUGUAGGAAGCAUGGAAAUGUGGAGCUAGCCGCGAAAGCAGCCAGUGAGUUCCUCCGGCUGGAACCUUACAAUGCUGCUCCAUAUGUGAUGCUUUCAAAUAUGUAUGCCAGUGUUGCAAGAUGGGAAGAGGCUGCAAACAUCAAAAGGAUGAUGCGGGGAAGAGGAGUGAAGAAGAAACCAGGUUGUAGUUGGAUAGAGAUGGAUAAGAAGGUGCAUGUCUUUGUGGCUGAAGACACUUCACAUCCAAUGAUAAAAGAGAUUCAUCUGUACAUGGAGGAAUUGUUAAGGAAAAUGAAGCAAGCAGGGUACGUACCUGAUAUAAAAUGGGCAUUGGUGAAAGAUGAAGAGGUAGGGAGAAAUGAGAAAGAAAGAAGGUUAUUGUAUCACAGUGAGAAGCUGGCAGUUGCAUUUGGCCUGAUCUCCACUGAAGAAGGAGUGCCUAUACUGGUUGUGAAGAACCUAAGAAUUUGUGGUGAUUGCCACAAUGCCAUUAAACUUAUCUCAGCCAUCACUGGUAGGAAAAUCACUGUUAGAGAUGCUCACAGGUUCCAUUGCUUUAAGGAAGGUCACUGUUCAUGCAGGGAUUAUUGGUGA